AUGCCAAACUACACCAAGUUCAUGAAAGAUGUACUAUCCAAGAAAGCACGAAUCGAAGAAGACACGCCAAUGAUACUCACGGCAACUUGCAGUGCCAUUCUCCAGGCGAAUUUACCAUGGAAAAUGAAAGAUCCAGGGAGUUACACUAUUCCUUGUAUUAUUGGAAAUUCUACUUUUGAUGAAGCUUUAUGUGAUUUGGGGGCAAGUAUUAAUUUGAUGCAUAUGUAUGUGUUUCUAAAACUAGGCUUAAGAAAUUUGAACCGUACGCGCAUGACUUUACAAUUAGCUGAUCGUUCAUUGAAAUACCGUGAUGGGAUUGUAGAAGAUGUGCUAGUUAAAGUAGACAAAUUUAUUUUACCUGUUGAUUUUGUGGUACUUGAAAUGCCUGAAGAUGAUGAAGCACCAAUCAUCCUAGGUCGUCAAUUCUUAGCCACUGGUAAGGCGUUGAUUGAUAUGGACUUAGGAUCUUUGAAACUUAGGGUAAAUGGGGACAAAGUUGUUUUUAAUUUGAUGAAUGCAUUCAAACACUCUAAACAUGUUGAUUAUUACAGUAGAAUAGACUUAAUCGAGGACUGUGUUUCCUCCAUUUCUGAUUUGCAUGAAUUAUGUGAUUCUGGUAAUUGA
Messenger RNA from Erythranthe guttata (spotted monkey flower), 624 nucleotides. Lineage: Eukaryota; Viridiplantae; Streptophyta; Magnoliopsida; Lamiales; Phrymaceae. The record is from RefSeq and is a predicted model, not a curated record.